GGUAAAAUUCUUUGUGGUGUGGGUGCUAAGUAAAAUAUCUACCAUCAACAAUGGAAUUCGUUUUAAUGACAACCACUUCGACUCCGACCACGUCGAGGAGCGGUUCGGUUAUGAAGUUCGGAGACUAUAGAGAAGACGAUCAAAAAAUCGAUGAAGCAGCAGCUUUGCCGCUGGAGAAGGAGUUUCUCCAAAUUGGAUCGGAUUCCGAUGAUGAAGAUCAGGCAUUGCUCGAAGGAUUCAAUGUGUUGAGUGCACGUCAUCGGUUGAGUUCGUAUGACUUUUGCACGAAACUUGAUCUUGACCAAGAUCAACAAAAAGGGCUUCAACUGGAGGUUGGCGUUCAUAUUUCGCAAGAAAAUCCAUGGAAACAAGUUCGGAAAGAGGCACUGCUCGACUAUCUGCCCGAUGAUGAAUCUGGACCACCUGAAGUGGCUGAAUUUCGUUUGAAAUUACUUGAAUUGGAUGGAGAUGCUUUGGUACUAGUUGGUUUUGCAGCGGCAAUCACGGAUAUUGAAAAUACAGACACAUUUUUGUUCUAUGCCGAUCCGGAGGCAGCCAAGGAAUCAGUUAGUCUCAUUCAACGUUUGGAAGCGUUCGAAAGGCAACGCGUUAACAAAACCAUUUUUAAAUAUCCACGACCGUGGAAUAGCUUUGGAAGCGAAAUCGAAGUCGAUUUACAAGUUGAAAAGAAGCAAAAGGAUAAAGUUGAAGUGGAAAUUCAGCGGCUAUAUUCGAAUAAUAAGACUCCGGCACCGCUUUCAUUUCGAUUUGCUGAAGAUGUUCGCGAUGGCUAUGUCGAAUUGGUGCCAAAACACAAGAAUAUCGAUGUUGUAAUGAGAAGAACCGUGUCGGUUGCCGUUCAAUCUGCAGCACAACUUGUCGAAUGUGAACAACAAACUCAUCCAACGUUUCCAGCGAAUGCAUGGUCACAAUACUCCUAUGAACUUCCCACUGAUCCCAACAAUACCGAGGAAAGCGUCGGUGAUAAUGAUGCAACUGAUGUCGAAGCAUCGUGCGCUGAUGGCGAGGAAGACGAAGAGGUGGAAGAAGGAAAGUCCAACGAUUUCAUUGGCCCAUCCGAUGCGAUGAAGGAGCUUAUUCGAGUUUUGGAAUUCAAUGCCGUUGAUAUGUACAGAGAUGAUUACACGCAUAUUGCACUGAAAUCGAUCAAGCAAUACGAAGAGCCAGUCAUCACGGAAGUAUUUUGUUUCAUCGAUCCAAGCCGAUGUGCUGACCGUUUUGUGAAUGCGUUCGCAUGGCAUCCAACAUUGUCUGGCAUUUUUGUUGUAUCUUACACAUACAAAGGAUUAAGCACAUUCGUCAAAGACGAAAAAAUACCCGAUGCCGAAAAGAAUAAGCGAUCGAUAAUGUUGUCGAAUCCGGUUCUGAUGUGGUCAUUCGUCGAUACACUUUAUCCAAAAUUGGUAUUGGAAUCGCCUCGGGAAGUAACCUUUCUGUCAUUCUGCCCGUAUGACGCGAAUUUAUUGAUUGGUGGCCUAGUAACUGGACAAUUGAUAAUUUGGGAUUUAAAAAAUUGCUUGCAUCGCAUCGAACAUCCGGAAGAAUUAACGGAUAAACAAGAGAAAAACCGUGAAAAAAUGCAUUCGUUCAUGACUUGGUCGAAAUUUGUUGAGAAUAUUCAACGGAAUGUCGUUCGACCGGUGGCAAUUUCACAUUAUGAAUUGUCCCACAAAAAGUUGAUAACCAGCAUCAAGUGGUUGAAUCGCAAACACAAUGUAGCUACGACAGGAUUGAUUCAAGAGAGCAUCAAACCGAAUGAGUUUUUUCGACAAUUUGUGACAGCCUCAUUGGAUGGCACCGUUUUGUUCUGGGAUCUUGAUUUUGUCAAUCCGGACUUGGCGCCAAGUGAAAUCAAGCGUACCGAUACAAAGAGGAAACUAUCGGUGCCGGAAGAACCUCCCUCACCAUAUGAAAAGUUGAAUGGAGUUUUUCGGCCAGUUUACGCGGCAACAUGCGAACAACCAAUCUCUAGUUUGAUCAUUGACGAUGGAUUGUUCAGAUACGAACCGGUGGGUGAUGCUAAAAGUGACAAAAUUGACAAGAGAAUUGAAUUCAAAGUGAUACAUGAACAACAAGAGAAAGCAAGCAAUCGUCUGCUUGUUUCAUCUUUGUUGGGCUCAAUUGGCACUUACAUUUUCGAAGGAUUUUUGUACAAAGAGGGAAAGCCGGAAAAAGCGAAAAAGAUUGAAACCUAUGAUACCAUUCACAAUGGGCCCAUUCUAAUGAUUGAACGUAACCCAUUCAUGCCUGGAGUGCUUGUGUCUGCGGGACAGAAGAUAUUCGCCAUUUGGAGUGAAAGCAAUCAAUCAGUUCCAAUUCUUUGGCGGCGUCGAGAAUCAAACAUCACGUGUGCUCAAUGGAGCCCAACCCGAAUAUCAUUGUUCUUCAUCGCUCGUUACGGUGGCACCAUUGAACUUUGGGAUUUACUAACUCGCACCGAUGCGCCUUGCAUUUCACACGAUGCAGGCACAACGAUAAUCACCGUAAUAACACAACACAAAUUGGGUCUUCCAACGGAUAUUUUAAUGGUUGCCGAUCAAAAGGCCAAUUUAAGAGCAUUCACAUUGCCGUCUGUUUCACGGCCCAAUCAUGAUGAUCAUGAUAAAUUCAAAGCGUUGAUUGAGAACGAAUUGCGGCGGAAGGAGCGAUUCAGUGAAUGGCAACAAUCAUACACCGAAAAGAAUGAACAUUUGAAUGAGCCAAAAGAGCUCAUUCGCGAAGAAUCACGCAGAAUACUAGAAUUGUCUGUUUCACAACCAACAGAUUUAGACCACAAACCGAGAUCGGAUAAAGAAAAGGCGAAAGAUGAAAAGAGACACAGCAGCGUUAGAGCAAAGUCUAUUUCGAAGAAUGUAAAACCAAAGCACGUAUUCGAUUUGAGUGAGCGCCUACACGCAAAAUGGGAAGAUAGAAUGAUGAAACGAUCUCUGAAAGCCCUGCUAAAGUUGAAGCGGUUCGAUCCCGAGCAAAUUGCAAUGAAAAUGAAACCAGAAUUAGAUAGGAGAGCCUAUAAUGCGCAGAAAAAGCGAGCGAUUGAACAACAAUUUAGAAAUAUUCACCAUGAGGUCAGCGAAAUUCGGGCCAGACUAAUUCCACCGAAAGAUGUCGAUCAUGAGGCUGAACGCCUCAAUUUUAUCACAACAAACGUGGAAAAUAUGCUAAAAAGCGUCUUGGAUGGUUUCAAAUUCGACAUGAUUAAAGCCGAACUCAACCAAAAGUUGGACGCCUCCAAAGCGGAUGUUAUUACGAUAAAAUGGCAUGAGCUGCUCGACCGUGCGCAGACAACACGAUCUAAACUUAGCAAAGCCAUAUAUGAAAAGCGACGUAAAGCGUACAUUGGGAAAUCAGCACAAAUUGACGCCAAAACGAACGAAUAAAUUGUAUCGCUCGUGUUCAUAG
This is a messenger RNA of Sitodiplosis mosellana (orange wheat blossom midge), 3420 nucleotides long. RefSeq names its product dynein axonemal intermediate chain 3 (gene mmm). The transcript has 10 exons. Gene Ontology annotation, molecular function: dynein heavy chain binding; dynein light chain binding. Lineage: Eukaryota; Metazoa; Arthropoda; Insecta; Diptera; Cecidomyiidae. Gene Ontology annotation, biological process: inner dynein arm assembly; cilium movement involved in cell motility. Gene Ontology annotation, cellular component: inner dynein arm. The record is from RefSeq and is a predicted model, not a curated record. Bases 51 to 3398 code for a protein of 1115 amino acids.